AUCGACUGGCGCGUGUCGUUACCCAGUUCCGGAGCGGCGAGAGCAAGCCUCCGCCUGGUCCGUCGCUAAAAAAAUCGGAGACGGAAGCUCUGUCCUCUCCCGUUUCGACUACACUACGCCCAGGAAAAGAGAUGAACUUGGUGACGCCAUGGAAGCUGAGACCGACGCCCCCGCUCGCUCCUGUUCCCUCCGGCCUCGAAGCGACCGCCUUCCGCCCACCUUCUCGCCGUACCCACGAUUGCUCAUCCUCUUUCCGCGCGCGCCCGUCUCCGAACAGGGCAUUCGCGUCGCUCGCCAGGAAGCGGGACUCGCAGCCCGAGCCGGUCCUGAAGCCGACCAUCGUCGAAGAAGUGUCGGCGGGUGUCGACGAAGAGGAGGACGCGGUCAUCUUCGACGGUUUUGAUGAUGAUGCAUUGGAUGAUGAGUAUGAGGAUAGGAAUUUUGAAGAUGAGUAUCUGGAAGAUGAUGCUGAAGUCUAUGCUGGGGAUGGAGGUGGAGGAGGUGGGAUUUCUCUCGCCGGGACUUGGUGGGACAAAGAAGCAUUAGCGAUAGCUCAAGAGGUCUCUCGGUCUUUUGAUGGCGAUUUGAAGAUAUAUGCCUUCAAAACGCUGUUGAAUUGCACAAUUCAAGUUCGCAUCGAAAAUCUUUCCAAGAGGUCUGGUUCCCCUAGUAUAGAAGAUAUAGAAGCAUUUUCUGUGACCUAUAGAGCUCGUCUAGGUGAAGCUGAGGCUGCCAAAUCUGUACCAGAGAAUUUAUCUUUGGAGGUCUCAUCUCCUGGCGUUGAAAGAGUCAUUGGCGUUCCACAUGAUUUUGAUCGGUUCAUGGAUCGAUCCAUGUUUGUAAAAUACAUCGCAGAGACAGACUCGAGCGGCUCAUCAUCGGAAGGUGAUGGCAUCUUCAAACUUGUUUCCGUCGACAUGGAGACCAAAUGUUGCACCUGGGGUCUAGCCGAUGUAAGAGCGAACAGAGAAAAAGCCGGCAAAGGAAGGCCUCUUAAUAAAAAGCAACGGGAAUGGCGUUUGACUACAUCCUUCGAUUCUUUACGCCUUGUUCGACUAUAUUCUGAUAUCUGAAAAUUUUACUUAAUGGCAUGCCUGCAUAGGUGUCUUUACUGUUCGGAACAGUAGUUAAGAGCUCAUUUUCUUUUUCCCUAUUCGAUUUUGCUGAUGUUUCGAGUUGUGAACCUGUAUAUGUAAAGAUUUGUCGGACAAAAUUGUAACAUCUGACACUAUCAAAUGUCGAGCUCAAACAUAGGAUUCUGGAAAA
Messenger RNA from Eucalyptus grandis, 1266 nucleotides. RefSeq lists its product as uncharacterized. The transcript has 5 exons. The record is from RefSeq and is a predicted model, not a curated record. Lineage: Eukaryota; Viridiplantae; Streptophyta; Magnoliopsida; Myrtales; Myrtaceae. Bases 132 to 1073 code for a protein of 313 amino acids.